Molecule: messenger RNA, 510 nt
Organism: Thelazia callipaeda (thelaziosis nematode)
Lineage: Eukaryota; Metazoa; Nematoda; Chromadorea; Rhabditida; Thelaziidae
Source: the annotation of a GenBank genome assembly
AUGCCAUUUCAGAUUUCUGUUUCUAACCCAGUACCACUGAGCCAGGAAGUUCAAACAAUUAGUAAAGAGGCUUUGGAUAAUAUCAUUGGAAACAGCCCAUAUCAGCAUGUGACAACCAAUCAUUGGAGCCAGCAAGCUGUAGAAACCAUUACCACAAAUUUGGUCAAACUCAACAAGCCCUACAAAUUUAUUGGUGAGAAUGCUGUAAGAAGAUAUUUCUUAAGUUUACACAGUUCCAGACUUCUAGUAAAAGGAUAUUCGAUUGCCGAUAAUCAUUUGAUGAGUACAUUGAGUGACAUUGAAAAUGGAAAAUUAUUAAAUGCAAUGAUCUUCUGUCACCUUCCAGUUUUCUUUCCAGUAACUUGUGUGAUUAUGCAAACGAACACAGGCGCAGGUCUCAGUGUUUCGAGUACUUGUUACUGGGAUAAAACAACUGAUAUGUCGUUUACAGUGAGAUGGGAGAACAAAGCAGUUGUUACAAUUGUUAACGUCUUUGCGGUCGCCAUAUAA